GUAUAUUUAAAGAAAAGAGAUGCAAUGAAACUUGUAGUCCAGGUAACACAAUUUGCUCGAUUUAGAUUGUGCUCACAAGGGUUGCCGCUAUUCAAUCAUUAGGUCUUUUCUUUCCUUUUCAAUUCAAUCAAUUCUGUGUUGCUUCAGAAUUUAGUGAAAUUGUGUGUUUCAUUUGUGGUCUAUCUAUAUGUUGGAAUUGAAAGGAACGGUGGCAGAAGCAGCAUCCGAAUGUCUGUCCUCAAUCUCUGAAGCACCGCAGAUUGGAGGAGUUACUAACAAGUGCAGUUCAAAAAAGAAAAACAAAAACAAAAAACAAGUUGCUAUGAAGCGCCCAAAGUGUUUUUCUCCCAAGUAUACUACCUUUUGUGACCACACCAUAGUUCGUAAGAUGAAGGGUCCCCGUUUAGAUGUGGAUGCUAUUUGUGCUUCAAUGCUAGAGGGUUAUGAGAAGAACAAGGUUUUAUGGGCGGCAAAACAACAGUUGGAGGCUGCGGCUACUCAUAUGGGACCAUCAAGUCGGAAGAAGAAUGAGACCACCAAGAGGAAGAUGAAGAAAAACAAGAGAAGCAAGAUGAAGAUACCAUUUAACUUUUAAUUAUAGGUUGGAAUCAUGUGUGUUAGUUAGUUAGUGGCUUCUUAUGUUAUAUAUUAUGUUUUUGGUUACAGAAUUACAUUCUCUCUAUCAUGGAUGUAUAAUAAUCACUCUACUUUCUGCAUGUUUCUUAUUCUUAAUUUUAUCUAAUAUAAACUACUUUAUCAUCAUUUGCAUUCAA
Molecule: messenger RNA, 773 nt
Organism: Medicago truncatula (barrel medic)
Lineage: Eukaryota; Viridiplantae; Streptophyta; Magnoliopsida; Fabales; Fabaceae
Exons: 4
Coding region: 188-595 (135 amino acids)
Source: RefSeq, a predicted model, not a curated record